Messenger RNA from Aspergillus welwitschiae, 1058 nucleotides. RefSeq lists its product as uncharacterized. Bases 61 to 894 code for a protein of 277 amino acids. Lineage: Eukaryota; Fungi; Ascomycota; Eurotiomycetes; Eurotiales; Aspergillaceae. The record is from RefSeq and is a predicted model, not a curated record. Gene Ontology annotation, molecular function: protein binding. The transcript has 6 exons.
CGUUUCGACAUCCUCGCGGACUGUAACCUUGAGUGGCUCGACGACCUACGUGCCCUAGGAAUGGAUCCCAACGCUAUCGGAAGUGACAAGUCAUUUCUGACAGGAUCCGGUCGGUACUUUGACUAUGGUGGAAUCGAAGUCGUUGCUGGGAAUCACACGAACAUCCCAUACCCGGAGAACGAGAUUGUGCCCAUGAUGGCAUAUCACGACUUUGCGGAAAUCGGCCAACCCCAUGUGUUUCCCUUUCACCCCGUUUGCUACGAGAUUCUCAAGAGAUGCAUCUCUUUGAGGGAACGAGGGGAAAUUCGAGGAAAUAAGCUGUAUCAGAUUUUUGAACAGGUCAACGGCGACCGGUACGUCCGGCUGCAACUUGACUAUGGCGACCCAGACCCGCCCGCAGAGCAGGUGUGGGAGACUCUCCGAGGGCAAGAGAUUCUGGUAGUGAAUCCAGUCGACAUACCGGAGCUCGAAUCAGAGAUCAACGAUAUAAGGUGCUUGUUAGACAUGAAGACCUGCCUAGAUAAGGAAACGAAGCUCCAUAAAGAAGACAUUUUCAGUCGUCUUCCGAUCAAACUGCGACACGAAAUCUUCAAGCACAUUCGCCCAGAAUCGAUUUUGGCUCUCAAAGCCGCCUCGCGGGUCAUGCACACCACCUUGGUCUCGCGCUCCACGUGGGAGGCCAAGUUAGUCGAUACAUAUCCAUGGCUGUGGGAGGUGUUUGAACUCUCGGUUUUCCAAUCGCAAGAAAUCGAGGAGAAAGUGUUUAGACUGCUACUCGCUUGCAGGGAGCAUGGUGAGCCUUCGGGCAGAAGGUAUGGCUAUACCCUGGGCCUUGCCAACAGGAGAAGGAUUUGGGGAGUAUGCGAACAGAUUCGGAGUCGAUAUUUGGAAUAGCUGGCUACUGUUACUAGGCAGGUACGAUGUUGACUGCUAUUGCAUCCGCGUUGGGAGAUAUUGAAGUAAUCUUUCCAACCCUUAUCACAUGGUACGAUGUUUUUGAUAUGACGCAUACCGUGUUCAGUGACUUUACCAGUUUUGAACGGUAAAGAAGAAGCUCG